Messenger RNA from Closterium sp. Naga37s-1, 3720 nucleotides. The record is from the annotation of a GenBank genome assembly. NCBI's taxonomy places the organism in Eukaryota, Viridiplantae, Streptophyta, Zygnematophyceae, Desmidiales, Closteriaceae.
AUGGAGGUUUGUGACUAUAUCGAGUUCGGUCUCCCCGGAUCCGUGCUGUACCGGGGAUUUCUCCUGUCCGACCCUCCCGCUUCCGGCGCCACCACCACCGCACCCGGCGUCGGCACCGCGUCCAACGCCAAGAUCAGGAAUUCUCCGCAUUCCAUCAUUCAGUCUGGGCGAGGUCAGGAGGACACCACGAUCCUGCACCCGAUCUCCACGUGGAAUGACGUUACGAUUCGUCCUGCUGACGCAGCUUCAUCGCACGGCGACGGUGGAUUCGCUCUUGAAGCGGCGCCGGGCCGGGAUGAUGGGCUUAUGGCGGGCGACAGCAUUGCUAUGGUUUGCUGCACGCCGCGCAACUCGUGGGUGCAAAUCGAGGCGGCUUGUAACGAGGCGUGUCAUCCGCUGCGCGUUCGUCAGGUGGACGGUUUACCCGCUCAUUACAGUCACAAUCUCGAUUGGAACCUCGGGAUCAUCCCGCAGACGUGCUCCUGCCGCCAAGGCGACAACAUCGAAGCGACUCUUCAGGCUGGAUCUGGCGAUGCUUGUACGUCGUGCGAAAACGCAUGCGACAAUGCAGCCAGUGACACGGCGACAUCCGCGACCAUGUGCGACGGGGCGUGCGACACGCACAUGCCGUUGGAGGUGAUCGAAAUCGGGCGCGUGGAGGCUCGAGUGGGGCAGGUGUAUCCGGUGAAGCCGCUGCUCGCGUUCCACGUCGUCAGCCCCGACCUGAAAUCCUCCUGGAAGAUCGUGGCCGUCAACUCUUCGGAUCCGAUGGCUGCGGCGCUGCUAGACUCGCGAAGUGGUUACCCGGUUUGGUUGGAGGCGAAGCUGCUCGAAAUUGUAGAGUGGCUCAAAUACUACAAGUGCAACACCGUGUUCGAUCCGCCGAGCACCAUCGCGGGUCGUGAGAAGCCAGCGCCCUUGCAUCGCACCAUCGCCGCCAUCAGCGCCGCCCAUGCCGCCUGGACGCACUGCCACCGCUGCAGAAGCAGCAGCAGCAGCAGUGUUAUUCCCAUUGAUGGCCUCCCACUGAAGGAUCUGAGGCAGCUCGCAGAGCAAACAGCAUCCGCUGCUCUCACCAACGCAAUCUGCGAGUUCGCCCGCGUUCCCUUCUCCCAACCUGCCUCCGUGCCUGCCGCCGUUGCUGAUUGUGCUGCUAUUGCCGAGCCUGUGGCCCAGCAGGCUCGGAAGCAGCGCCGGUUCGGAAGGACAGGCUCGGAACCGGGCCGGUGUGUCAUGAGAAAGAAGAAGAUCUCAAUUAAGAUUGAGGAGCAAGCGGAUAACGCAAGUGAGAGUGAUGGUGGGGGUGGGGGGUGGGAGAGAGAAGACGAAGAAGGAUGGCAGGAGUAUGACUCUCCCUCCCCCAUGCGUCGCUCCUCCUCUUCCCAUCUGCGUCAACCCCUCACGCCCUCCCCCUUCACCCGCUCCGCCUCUGCGUUCCUGCGCCAACCCCUCACGCCUUCUCGUUUGCCACUUCCCCCCUUGCCGCCUCUCACCCCUCGUCGCCAACCACGCGCCUUCUCGCCCUUCUCGCCCUCCUCCUCCUCCUCCUCUUCGCACAAACAAGCGGCCUCAAGGCCAGGAUCCGAACUUUCCGGAUCUUCAAAGGGACGCGCUGAGCAGCCUAAAACUCCCAGAACGGCCAACACACCGAAAGCGCCCAACCCGCCCAAAACGGCCAACCCGCCCAAAACGGCCAACCCGCCCAAAACGGCCAACCCGCCCAAAGCACCCAACCCGCCCAACACACCCAAGAUGCCCAAAACACCCAGUGCUUCCAACACGCCGAGGACGCCAAAAACGCCGGGAAGAACGACCGAAGAAGCCAGCAGCUUCCGCAGGUCGCCAGCAGCAAUGAGCGAGCAGCCCACGACCCCCCAAGCACAAGCAGGCAACGAGAUGCCCAAGACCCCCUCCCGGGCACGAAGUGAACUGGGGCUAAUCACCCCAAGGGGACAAAGGGAGCUGGGUAAGACUCCCAAACCUGCCGUUGGUGCUGGUGCUGCUGGUGGUGGCGGCGCUGCUGCUGCGGCGGCGGCGGCGGCGGCGGCUGCGGCGGCUGCUGCUGGUGUUACUGCUGCAAGCCCACGGGACGCAAUGAAUGAAGGAGCUGACCGCAGCAGCCUGUCACCAAAGCAGACCGUGGGAGGUGCUGACAGUGGUGGUGGUGAGAGGAGCGGCAGCAAAGGCAGGAUGCUGAAAGCCGUGCUGAAGCUGUUCAGGAAGAGCCGGGGGAAAGGGCAGAGUCAGAGCCAGAGCAACAGCAGCAUGCAGAGUCCGAGUGCAGAUGCUUCAGCUGGCCGGGUCACGCCUUCCUUGGACUCCCCUUCUUUGAAUGCGCUGCAGUCUGCUCGUUCUGCUUCUACGGGCUCUUUCAGCUCUGUGGCUGCUGCUGGUGGUGCUGCUGAUGCGGAUCCUGAGACUAAUGCAGCUCGUACUGCAGCUGUUGCUGAUGCUGUUGCUGAUGCUGAGGCUGAGGCCGCUGCUGAUGUUGAUGCUGAAUUUGCUGCUGACCUUGACUAUCCUCUUGCUGAUGCCGGAGAGACACUCUUCGACCUCCCGUACUCGUCCAAUGGUCUCCAUGGUGACAUUUACGCUGACAGCACCAUGCCUCUUUCCGACAACACCGACAGCAGCAGCACGGACGUGCUAGCUCGCUUCAAGCGUGCUCUCUCUGACAACACCGAGCGAUCCCGGCCUCCUUCCGACGACAUUCUUCAUUUGGGCAGCAGCCCAAGUCUUCACGACAGCAACACUGAUGUGUUGGCUCGUUUCAAGCGUGCCCUUUCUGACAACACUGAGCGAUCUCGGCACGACUCACCACAGCACAUCCCCCAUGCUGCUGCCUCCUCCUAUGUUGCCUCGUUUGAGCAUUCAACACACGCUGCCUCUCCACCUCCACCCCCAGAUGCAUAUGGGCUCUUUGUCCCCGGCCUGCCCCACUGGACCAAGCGGUCGCUCCCUCGCUCGCUGCGCAUCUCCCGCUCGCUGCUCUCCUUUCAAGAGCGCGCCCUGCUGGAGCACCGCCAGGAGACUGCCCUUCUGCAGGGUACGGCAGAAGAGGUUGAUGAGAAGAGACAAGGAAGCAGGAGUGUGCGAGUGAAGAGUGAGAGCUCGCUGCUGUCAGCAGCAGCGGCGGCAGUGGCAGCGCCAGUGUCACCCGGCGAUUCGAUCCGGGCGGCCGUGGCGGUUUACUUGGCUUCCAGAGAGUUCUGGCGGCCCCCCUCCACCCCCAAGCCUGUGAAGCAAGCCAAGGCGUGCCUCCCCAUGUACUCCCCCCCUGUGCCGCCCAUCGGCCUGGAGAAGCUGAUCGAGGCCGGGACUGGGGCAGGUGGGACUGGUGGGUUUGCUGGCUUUACUGGGUGGGGGUUGGGUGCAGGCUGGUGGGGUGCGAUAGAGGGAGUGGGGGAGGAGAGGAAAGAGGGGACGUGUGAUGCUGGGUGGCUGGGGUUUGAAGGGUUGGUGGAUGCGGCACGGGGGAUGAUGUGGGGGGGAGGAGGAGAUGAAGGUGGGGAGGGGGCAAAGGUGAUGGGGAAAGAAGGGAGUUUGGGUGCAGCUACAGGGAAGGAGGGUUUGAGAGACCAGAAAGAAGGGGGGGAGGCAGUGGAAGGAGAAGAGAAGGGGUUGACUGUAGAAAAGGAGGAAAAUAGUUUUGGUAAAGUGGGUGAGGAUGGGGAUAGUGGGGUAAUCGCAGGAGAUGGAGGAGCGAGAGGGGGUGGGUGA